ACACCGGGACGCGAAGCGGAAAACGAGCGAGCGAGCGGGGCUCUCCAGUCUCCACCCCGACUCUUCGUGUCCGCUGCGAAAAAAAGGAGCUUAUCAUGGCGUCGAAGCGGAUCCUCAAGGAACUAAAGGACCUGCAGAAAGAUCCUCCAACAUCAUGCAGUGCAGGUCCUGCUGGUGAGGAUAUGUUCCAUUGGCAGGCAACCAUUAUGGGCCCUCCAGAUAGUCCCUAUGCUGGUGGUGUUUUCUUGGUGAAUAUUCAUUUCCCCCCGGACUACCCCUUCAAACCUCCAAAGGUGUCUUUUAAGACAAAGGUCUUCCAUCCAAACAUCAAUAGCAAUGGAAGCAUAUGCCUCGACAUUCUUAAGGAACAGUGGAGCCCUGCUUUGACAAUAUCUAAGGUCUUGCUUUCGAUCUGCUCGCUGCUCACUGACCCCAACCCGGACGACCCUCUUGUCCCUGAGAUUGCCCACAUGUACAAGACGGACCGUCCAAAGUAUGAGACGACAGCCCGCAGCUGGACCCAGAAGUAUGCCAUGGGAUGAAACCCCAAGUCCUGAAUUCGAAUCCACUGCUUAAAUGCAGACAAAUUUGUCCCAAGAAACUGUUUAUGGGCCAUUAUUUUCUCCGAUUCCUUGCCAGUCGUGUUGUGUCAGAUCCAUCUAGGAUCGUGUCUCGUAGCCCCGACAUCAACAUAUGAUCAUCGUCCGUCGAUAAUGAGAUAACAUAUGCUUGCCCGUGAUAAUUAUGAUAUGGUGGUGGUGAUGUUAUUUC
Oryza sativa Japonica Group (Japanese rice) is the source of this 771-nucleotide messenger RNA. Its product is annotated as ubiquitin-conjugating enzyme E2-17 kDa. NCBI's taxonomy places the organism in Eukaryota, Viridiplantae, Streptophyta, Magnoliopsida, Poales, Poaceae. Gene Ontology annotation, biological process: protein polyubiquitination; ubiquitin-dependent protein catabolic process. The record is from RefSeq and is a predicted model, not a curated record. Gene Ontology annotation, cellular component: nucleus.